Messenger RNA from Nicotiana tabacum (common tobacco), 603 nucleotides. NCBI's taxonomy places the organism in Eukaryota, Viridiplantae, Streptophyta, Magnoliopsida, Solanales, Solanaceae. The record is from RefSeq and is a predicted model, not a curated record.
AUGGGACAACUUGGGAAGAAAUAUGGUGUUGAUGACGAGGGAAAAAAGAAGUAUGUCGUUGGAAAGUGGAUCAAGUUUCAAAUGGUUGAUGAUAAGCCAAUCAUGGAACAGGUUCACGAGUAUGAGAACUUGACUGCUGAUAUUUUGAACGAGGGCAUGAAGAUGUAUAGGUUUAAAGGAAAACAGAAAAAAGGACAUGUGAAGAAACAGAAUUACUUCAAUAAGCCAAAGGGCCAUAUUCAAAAGUCGAAAGGACCUUGCUAUGUCUGCGGCAAAAUUGGUCACAAGGCUUUUCAGUGCAAUCAGAGACAAGGACAAAGCUCAAAGAACGGAAGUAAAGCUCCAGCCCAAGCUAACCUUACUGAGGGUGGUGAUGUCAUUGUUGUUGUGGUUGUUGAGGCGAACAUGGUGGCUAACAAGACUAAUUGGAUAGUGGACACAUGCGUUUCAAGUCACCUUUGCGCUAAUAAGGAGCUAUUUCACGACUUUGAGGAAUCUGCUGAUGGCGAGUGUGUCUACAUGGGUAACUCCACUACAGCUGGAGUUAUGGGUAAAGGAAAUAUUCUCCUUAAGUUAAUUUCUGAAAAAAAACCUUUGCCUUGA